Molecule: messenger RNA, 882 nt
Organism: Protomyces lactucae-debilis
Lineage: Eukaryota; Fungi; Ascomycota; Taphrinomycetes; Taphrinales; Protomycetaceae
Product: checkpoint clamp complex protein Hus1
Exons: 1
Coding region: 1-882 (293 amino acids)
Biological process (GO): double-strand break repair via homologous recombination; meiotic DNA integrity checkpoint signaling; telomere maintenance
Cellular component (GO): site of double-strand break; checkpoint clamp complex; nucleolus
Source: RefSeq, a predicted model, not a curated record
AUGAAGUUCAAGUCUACUCUCGUGGACAUUCCAACACUAGCGCGAAUCGCACAAUCUCUCGCAGUUAUGAACAAAGUCUGCUGGCUGCGUCUGUCCAAGACCACGAUCCAGUUCAUUGUCAGGCAGCUGUCUUCAGCUACUCAAGUCUGGGCAUCUAUCCCUGCUGAAGCGCUGUUCAGGCAGUACACUAUAGAGUCCAAUGCAGACAAUGUCAUCAAUCUAGAGCUGUCUGUGGAUGAGUUUGGCAGGCUUCUACGAAACAUGGUCAGCAAUAGCGAGGUGACGGUCAAAUUGACCAAGAGAAGCGGCUAUCCGAUGCUCUCGUGCAUGUCUACAUUCUACGGAAAGCAUGGUGGAGCCAACACAGUGACGAAUGACCUCAAUGUGCGAGUUCUGCCUAGUCAGUCGAUCGAUGAAAUUCAAGAGCCAGAUGUCGGUGAGCCAGAUGUGGUCAUUAUGUUGCCCUCGCUCGUACAGCUGUCGUACAUCUCCAACAGUCUCAAGACCCUGGCUGAUCGACUCAUCUUGUCUGCUAAUAUGGAUGGCAAAUUCUCAGUUGGCAUCGACACGCCUGCCGUCAAGACUGAGACUAUGUUUACGAAUCUUGCUCACCCAACAUUCAAUCAAGCAGCGUAUGAUGGUCCAGUUGAGGAGUUACCCGUCCAGAAGAGAGACAAGCAGCAAUUUUGCCAUCUUCGCAUCGAUGCCAAGGACUGGUGUAACCUACUCAGGAUCGGACCAAUUGCCAAACGCGUGGUGGCUUGCUUCUGCGAAGAUCAAGUCCUGGUCAUCUAUGUGCAUCUUGCAGAUGAAGAUGACGAAGCCGAACAGAAUGCUCAUGCUGCUGUCUUGACGUACUAUAUUCCUACUUGCCAGGAGUAG